CGCCGGAGGUCGGCGGGGGUGUGUCCGAGGGGCCCGCAGGAGCGCAAACUCGCGCUCCGCCGAGUCCCGGCGCGCGGUCGCCGCUUUUUCCUCGGAGCCACCCGAACGGCAGAGACGAGAUGCGUGGCGGCGGUGCGGGGCUGGCGCUCCUGGCCUCGCUGCUCUGGGUCGCCGUGCAGGGUCAACAGAGAGGGCUGUUCCCUGCCAUUCUCAACCUUGCCAGCAAUGCCCACAUCAGCACCAACGCGACCUGCGGGGAGAAGGGGCCGGAGACAUACUGCAAGCUGGUGGAGCACGUGCCCAGGAGGGCCAUGCGCAACGCCCAGUGCCGGCUCUGCGACGGCAGCAGUGCCAACCCCAAAGAACGCCAUCCCAUAUCAAAUGCCAUCGAUGGCACGAAUAACUGGUGGCAGAGUCCUAGCAUCCAAAACGGGAGAGAGUACCACUGGGUCACAAUCACUCUGGACUUGAGACAGGUCUUUCAAGUCGCUUAUGUCAUCAUCAAAGCUGCUAAUGCCCCUCGGCCUGGAAACUGGAUUUUGGAGCAUUCUCUGGAUGGCAUGGAGUUCAGCCCCUGGCAGUACUAUGCAGUUAGUGACACGGAAUGUUUGACUCAUUACAAUAUCACUCCAAGACGGGGGCCGCCCACUUACAGGGCAGAUGACGAAGUGAUCUGCACCUCCUAUUACUCCAGGCUGGUGCCACUUGAGCACGGAGAGAUUCAUACAUCGCUAAUCAAUGGCAGACCAAGCUCUGAUGAUCUUUCACCCAAGUUGUUGGAAUUUACUUCUGCACGAUACAUCCGCCUGCGCUUACAGCGCAUUCGAACCCUCAAUGCCGAUCUUAUGACCCUCAGCCACCGGGACCCUAAAGACCUCGACCCUAUUGUCACAAGACGAUAUUACUAUUCAAUAAAAGACAUUUCUGUUGGAGGAAUGUGUAUUUGUUAUGGCCAUGCUAGUAGCUGCCCAUGGGAUGAAACUAUAAAGAAAUUCCAGUGUCAGUGUGAACAUAACACGUGUGGUGACAGCUGCAAUCGGUGUUGUCCUGGGUACCGUCAGCAGCCCUGGAGGCCCGGCACUGUUUCUUCUGGUAACACGUGUGAAGAAUGCAAUUGCCACAAUAAAGCCAAAGACUGUUACUAUGAUGAAAAUGUGGCGAAUCAGAAGAGAAGUCUGAAUACUGCCGGACAAUUCAGAGGAGGAGGGGUUUGCAUUGAUUGCCUGCAGAAAACCAUGGGCAUCAACUGUGAAACCUGCGUGGAUGGAUAUUACAGACCACACAGGGUGUCACCUUAUGAUGACAACCCUUGUCAUCCCUGUGACUGUGACCCUCUGGGGUCCCUCAGUUCUGUCUGUAUUAAGAAUGACCUUCAUUCUGACUUACACAGAGGGAAGUGGCCGGGUCAGUGUCCAUGCAAGGAAGGUUACGCGGGAGAAAAAUGUGAUCGCUGCCAGUUUGGUUAUAAGGGUUACCCUGCGUGUGUGCCCUGUGACUGUAACCCAGCCGGCAGCGUGAAUGAGGAACCCUGCUCCGAGGCUUGUCUCUGUAAGGAGAAUGUUGAGGGGAAACAUUGUGAUCGAUGCAAACCAGGAUUCUAUAACUUGGAGGAAAGGAACCCCCAGGGCUGCUCAGAAUGCUUCUGCUUUGGUGUCUCUGACGUUUGCGACAGCCUCUCCUGGCCAAUCAGUCAGGUGAAAGAUAUGUCCGGUUGGCUGGUCACCGACUUGGUCAGUUCCAGCCAGCUCCGGUCCCAGCAGGACACGCUGGGCGGGCGUCACCAGAUCAGCAUCAACAGCUCGGCGGUGGUGCAGAGGCUGACCUCCCAGUAUUACUGGUCGGCCCCGGAGGCCUACCUGGGAAACAAGCUGACGGCCUUUGGUGGAUUCCUGAAGUACACGGUGUCUUACGAGGUCCCAGUGGAGACGGCGGACGGUGACCCCAUGUCUCACGCCGACGUCAUCAUUAAGGGGAAUGGGCUCACUUUAAGGACCCAGGCAGAGGGCCUGUUAUUGCAGCCCUAUGAAGAGCACUUGAACGUGGUUAGACUCGUGCCUGAGCACUUCAGAGAUUUUCAUAGCAGGAGGGAGGUAGAUCGCGACCAGCUGAUGACCGUGCUUGCCAACGUGACACAUCUCUUGAUCAGAGCCAACUACAAUUCUGCAAAGAUGGCUCUUUACAGGUUGGAUUCUGUCUCUCUGGACACAGCCAGCCCUAACGUUAUAGACCUGUCCCUGGCCACGGAGGUGGAGCAUUGCGAGUGUCCCCAAGGCUAUGCGGGCAUCUCUUGUGAGUCCUGUCUCCCUGGCUAUUACCGCGUGGAUGGAAUACUCUUUGGAGGAAUCUGUCAGCCCUGUGAAUGCCACGGCCAUGCAGCAGAGUGUGACGUUCAUGGCGUUUGCUUUGCAUGCCAGCACAACACCACCGGGGACCGCUGCGAGCGCUGCCUGCCCGGCUUCUACGGGCUGCCUUCCCGAGGGACCCCUGGGGACUGCCAGCCGUGUGCCUGCCCGCUCUCCACGGCCUCCAACAAUUUCAGCCCCACCUGCCACCUCAACGAUGGAGAUGAAGUGUUCUGUGACCAGUGCGCCCCGGGAUACGCGGGGGAUUGGUGCGAGAGAUGUGCAGACGGUUACUUUGGAAACCCAACAGUGCCCGGAGAUUCCUGUGUCCCUUGUAACUGCAGUGGCAAUGUGGACCCCUUGGAGGCCAGGAGCUGUGAUUCCGUCACCGGAGAAUGCCUGAGAUGCCUUGGGAACACCGAUGGCCCCCGCUGUGAGAGGUGUGCCUACGGGUUCUAUGGGGACGCCGUGACUGCGAAAAACUGCCGCGCCUGUGAAUGCCAUGGCCAAGGCUCCCUUUCUGCUGCCUGCCAUCCUGAGACUGGACUCUGUGACUGCAAACCACACGUGACCGGACAGCAGUGUAACCAGUGCCUGCACGGCUACUACGGGUUGGACACGGGGCUCGGGUGCCUGCCCUGUAACUGCAGUGCAUCGGGCUCCCUGUCGGACGACUGCACGGAGGAAGGCCAGUGUCGCUGUGUCCCAGGUGUAGCUGGGGAGAGGUGUGACAGGUGUGCCCACGGCUUCCAUGCCUACCAGGACGGUGGCUGUACACCCUGUGACUGCGCUCACACUCAGAACACCUGUGACCCGGAGUCAGGGGAGUGUGUCUGCCCGCCUCACACUCGGGGUGCGGCGUGCGAGGGGUGUGCAGACGGACACUGGGGCCACGACCCGGAGCUCGGAUGCCAGGCCUGCAACUGCAGUAGCGCGGGGUCAGCCAGUCAUCACUGCGAUGUGCUCACUGGCCAUUGCCAAUGUAAGCCUGCAUUUGGUGGACAGACCUGCCAUCAGUGCUCCCUGGGGUACAGAGACUUUCCGGACUGUGUGGCCUGUGACUGCGACCUGAGAGGGACACUGGCCGACACCUGUGGCCAGGAGCAGGGUCUCUGCAGCUGUGCCCCGGAGACCGGAACCUGCUCUUGCAAGGAAAAUGUCAUUGGCCCUCAAUGCAGUGAGUGUCAAGCUGGCACCUUUGCUCUGGACGAGGCGGACCCUCGGGGGUGCACCCCAUGCUUCUGCUUUGGGCUGUCACAGCUCUGCUCCGAGGCCGAGGGCUACGUGAGAAUGCCGGUAAUGCUGGGCUCAGAUCAGCCUCUUCUGCGUGUGGUUUCUCAGAGUAACCUCAAGGGUACGACCGAGGGGGUGUAUUACCAGGCCCCUGAUGUCCUCCUGGAUGCCGUGACCGUCAGGCGGCAUGUCCACACAGAGCCGUUUUACUGGCGGCUGCCCGGGCAAUUUCAGGGAGACCAGCUCAUGGCCUACGGCAGCAAACUACGGUACAGCGUGGCCUUCUACUCUUCCAGUGGGAUCGGCACCUCCAACCUGGAGCCUCAGGUGCUCAUCAAAGGAGGCCGGACCAGAAAGCAAGUCAUCUAUGUGGACGCGCCCGCCCCCAAGAAUGGACUGAGACAAGAGCAGGAAGUGGGGAUGAAAGAGAAUUUUUGGAAGUACUUUAACUCUGUUUCUGAAGAACCUGUCACACGUUCAGAUUUUAUGUCUGUUCUUAGCAACAUUGAGUACAUCCUCAUCAAAGCAUCUUAUGGCCAAGGAUUACAGCAAAGCAGAAUCUCAAAUAUUUCUAUGGAGGUUGGCAGAAAGGCUGAAGAGUCGCACUCCAGGAGGGAGGUGGCAUCCCUUUUAGAGAAGUGUCUCUGUCCUCCUGGCACAGCUGGAUUCUCAUGUCAGGACUGCGCACCUGGUUACCACAGAGGGAAGCUUCCAGAAGGUGAUGGCAGGAGACCACGCCCUCUGCUGGCUCCCUGUGUGCCUUGCAAUUGCAACAAACACAGUAACACCUGUGACCCUGAAACGGGGAAGUGUCUGAACUGCAGCCACAACACCGCCGGAGACCACUGCGAUGUGUGUGCCCCCGGCUACUACGGGAAGGUGACCGGCUCGGCCAGCGACUGCUCUCUCUGCACCUGUCCUCACGGCCUCCCUGCCAGUUUUAGUCCCACUUGUGUCUUGGAAGGUGAUCACGAUUUCCGCUGUGAUGCCUGUUUUCCGGGCUACGAAGGACAAUAUUGUGAAAGGUGCUCCUCGGGCUACCAUGGGAACCCUCAGAUGCCGGGCGGCACCUGCCAGAGGUGUGGCUGCAGCCCGCAUGGCUCUGUCCACAGUGACUGUGACCGCGGGUCCGGGCAGUGCGUCUGCAGGCCGGGGGCCACGGGGCUCCGCUGUGAGGACUGUGAACCAAGGCACAUUCUGGUGGAGAGCGACUGUGUGUCCUGUGACGAUGAAUGUGGAGGCGUGCUGCUGAAUGACAUGGACCAUGUGGGUGAUGCCAUCGUCUCUGUGAACCUCUCCGGCAUCAUCCCUGUCCCGUAUGGGAUUUUGUCAAACCUGGAAAAUACAACGAAAUAUCUCCGGGACUCUUUAUUAAAAGAAAAUAUACAGAAAGAACUGGCAAAAAUUCAGCUUGAAGGUGUCUCAGAACAAACAGAGGACCUGCAAAGGAAGCUGGACAGAGUGUUAACACGGAGCCAGCACGUGACCAGGGCCACCAAAAGGAUCCUCGACAAGAGUCGUGACCUCCUGACGUUUACGGAGAAGCUGCAGGCAGACAUCCAAGAAAUCAUCGAAAGGGCAGCAACUGUAAAUCAGACCUUGGAUGAAGAUGUCCAGUUACCCAGUUCUACUCUUCAGAAUAUGCAAAAGAACAUCACUUCAUUGCUGGAAAUCAUUCAGAAAAGGAAUUUCCUGCAGUUGCACCAAAAUGCCACUCUUGGACUCAAGGCUGCUGAAGAUUUAUUGUCACAAAUUCAGAAAAAUUACCAGAAACCACAGGAAGAGUUGGAGGUAUUAAAAGAAGCAGCAAGCAGCCUCCUUUCAAGACACAACAGUAAAGUGCAGGCCACAGAAGAGCUCCUGAGAGAAGCAGAGAGGAAGACCCAGGAAAGCAGUCGCCUGCUGUUCAUUGUCAGGGCCAACCUGCGAGAGUUCAACGAUAAAAAGCUGCGUGUUCAAGAAGAACAAAACUUGACGUCAGUGCUAAUCGCUGAAGGAAGAGGACUGCUUGAUGCUGCCACUGCACCUGCAAAUGCUUCAGGAAAGGCUCUAGCACAGUUAGAGCAUCACCGGGAUGAGCUGCUUCUAUGGACUGCCAAAAUCAGGCACCACGUAGAUGACCUGGUCAUGCAGAUGUCCAAAAGAAGAGCAUUGGACCUCGUCUACAGAGUGGAGGAUCAUGCCACUGAGCUCCAGAGACUGGCAGGUGCUCUGGACAGUGGCCUUGGAAAUGUUAGUCAUGUGUCCCUAAAUGCGACCAGUGCAACCCAUGUCCAUUCCAACAUCCGGAGCCUGAUUGAAGAAUCAGAGAAGUUGGUGAAAGAUACUCUCAGGACUGAAAGAAAGGCAAGCGUGGCCUCAGAAUCUCUUGUUUCUAAUGGGAAAGCGGCUCUCCAGCGCAGCGCUGAAUUUCUAAAAGAAGGCAAUAGCCUGAGCAGAAAGCAUGGAGGUAUCGCGUUGGAACUGAGUGAAUUGAAAAAUACUGCAAAGAGAUUUCAAGAGAAUGCUGAUAAAAUUACUAAGCAGACCAAUGAAUCACUCUUGAUACUUGGAGCAAUUCCUGAAGGUGUCAGAGACAAAGGCACAAAAAUCAAAGAGCUGGCCACAUCUGCAAAUCAGAGCGCUAUGAGCACUCUAAAGAACGUCGUGGGAUUGGGCCAGAAGCUGUUGAAUACGUCCACUGACCUGUCCAGGGUUAAUGCCACGUUACGAGAAACAGAAGAACUCCUCCGUGACUCCUCAGUGACCACUUUGUUGGCUGGAAGAAAAGUCAAAGAUGUGGAAACACAAGCGAACCUUUUAUUUGAUCGGCUGAAGCCUUUGAAGAUGUUAGAAGAGAACCUGAGCAGAAACCUAUCAGAAAUCAAACUGCUGAUCAGCCAGGCCCGGAAGCAAGCAGCGUCUAUCAAAGUUGCCGUGUCUGCAGACAGAGACUGUAUCCGGGCCUACCAGCCUCAGAUUUCUUCUACCAACUAUAACAGCUUAACACUAAAUGUGAAGACAAGCGAACCUGACAACCUUCUCUUCUACCUGGGGAGUAGCAUCAGUGCUGACUUCCUGGCAGUGGAGAUGCGGCGAGGGAAAGUGGCCUUCCUCUGGGAUUUGGGCUCCGGGUCCACACGUUUGGAAUUUCCAGACUUCCCGGUUGAUGACAGCAAAUGGCACAGUAUCUAUGUAACCAGGUUUGGAAACAUUGGUUCGGUGAGUGUAAAGGAAAUGAGCGCAUCUCAAAAGCCACCACCAAGAACAAGUAAAUCCCCUGGAACAGCUAAUGUUCUGGAUGUAAACAAUUCAACACUAAUGUUUGUUGGAGGGCUUGGAGGACAGAUCAAGAAGUCUCCUGCUGUGAAGGUUACUUAUUUUAAAGGCUGCAUGGGAGAGGCCUUCUUGAAUGGACAGUCGAUUGGCCUAUGGAACUAUAUUGAAAGGGAGGGAAAAUGCCAUGGCUGCUUUGGAAGCCCCCAAAAUGAAGAUGCUUCCUUCCAUUUUGAUGGGAGUGGGUACUCUGUCGUGGAGAAGAUGCUCCGGGCUACUGUGACGCAGAUAAUUAUGCUUUUUAGUACCUUUUCCCCUAAUGGGCUGCUUCUCUACCUGGCUUCAAAUGGCACCAAAGACUUUUUAUCCAUCGACUUGGUCGACGGCAGAGUUAGAGUUACAGUUGACCUGGGUUCUGGGCCUCUUGCUCUUACUACCGACAGACGCUAUAAUAAUGGAACCUGGUACAAAAUUGCUUUCCAGCGAAACAGAAAGCAAGGACUCCUAGCAGUUAUUGAUGCAUAUAACACCAGCUACAAAGAAACCAAGCAAGGGGAAACUCCAGGAGCAUCUUCUGACCUCAAUCGUCUAGAUAAGGAUCCAAUUUAUGUGGGUGGAUUACCUAGGUCAAGAGUUGUAAGGAGAGGUGUCACCAGCAAAAGCUACGUGGGCUGUAUCAAAAACCUGGAAAUAUCUAGAUCGACCUUUGAUUUACUCAGAAAUUCCUACGGAGUGAGAAAAGGCUGUAUACUGGAGCCUGUCCGAAGCGUUAGCUUCUUGAGAGGCGGCUACGUUGAAUUGCCACCCAAGUCCUUGUCACCAGAUUCGGAAUUGUUGGCAACAUUUGCCACCAGGAACAGCAGCGGCAUCAUCCUGGCUGCCCUGGGCCAGCAUGGGGAGAAGCAAGGUCACCGGCAGGCCCACAAGCCCUUCUUUUCCAUCAUGCUAAUUGAAGGCCACAUUGAAGUGCAUGUUAAUCCUGGGGAUGGAACCAGCCUGAGAAGAGCUCUCCUGCAUGCUCCCACGGGCACAUAUGGCGACGGUCAAGAGCAUUCCAUCUCCUUGAUAAGGACCGGGAGAAUUAUCACUGUCCAACUGGAUGAGACAGCUCCUGUGGAAAUGAAGCUGGGCCCAUCAGCAGAAAGCAGGACAAUAAGUGUGUCCAACCUGUACAUAGGUGGUGUUCCAGAGGGCGAGGGGACACCCAUGCUGAAGAUGAGAAGCUCAUUCCAUGGCUGUAUCCAAAACCUGAUCUUUAACAUGGAACUUUUGGAUUUCACUAGUGCCACUGGCUAUGAACACGUGGACUUGGACUCCUGCUUGCUCUCAAAACAGCCAAAGCUGGCUCUCCACGGAGAGGACGGCGAACUCCCGCCAGAGCCCCAGCCUUUACCAAGUCCAGAAUUGUGUGUCAUGGACAGAGCCCCGGAGUACGUCCCCAACGCCCACCAGUUCGGCCUCGCAGGAGGCAGCCACUUGGUGCUGCCCUUUAAUCAGCUGGCUGUCAGAAAGAGGCUCUUGGUCCAGCUAAGCAUCCGAACGUUCGCCUCCAGUGGCCUGGUUUACUACAUGGCUCAUCAGAACCAGGUUGACUACGCCACGCUCCAGCUGCAUGGGGGCCGCCUCCACUUCAUGUUCGAUCUUGGGAAGGGCAGGACAAAAGUCUCACACCCUGCGCUGCUCAGUGAUGGCCAGUGGCACACGGUCAAGACAGAGUACUUUAAAAGGAAGGGCUUCAUGACAGUUGAUGGCCAGGAAUCGCCCAUGGUGACCACGGCGGGAGAUGCUACCACGUUGGAUGUGGAAGGAAAGUUGUACCUAGGAGGCCUUCCCUCCGAGUACAGGGCCAGGAACAUUGGAAAUAUCACCCACAGCAUCCCCGCUUGCAUUGGGGAGGUGACAGUGAACAGCAAACAGCUGGACGAGGACAGCCCAGUGUCUGCGUUUGCAGUAAACAGGUGCUAUGCAGCAGCCCAGGAAGGAACUUUCUUUGAAGGAAGUGGGUAUGCAGCCCUUGUCAAAGAAGGCUACAAAGUACGAUCAGAUGUGAACAUUACGCUGGAGUUUCGUACCUCCUCAGAGAAUGGUGUCCUCCUGGGGAUCAGCAGUGCCAAAGUGGAUGCCAUCGGAUUAGAGAUUGUAAAUGGCAAGCUCUUGUUUCACGUUAACAAUGGUGCUGGUAGGAUAACAGCCACAUACGAACCCAGUGCUCCCAAUACUCUCUGUGAUGGAAAAUGGCACACACUUCAGGCAAACAAAAGCAAACAUCGCGUGGUUCUGAUUGUCGAUGGGAAUGCAGUUCGAGCUGAAAGUCUACACACCCAGUCUACCUCUGCUGACACCAACAAUCCCAUUUAUGUUGGUGGCUAUCCUGCUGAUGUAAAGCAAAACUGCCUGAGCAGCCAGACCUCCUUCCGGGGCUGUUUGCGAAAACUCACUCUAAUUAAGGGCCCACAAGUGCAAUCCUAUGACUUCAGCACAGCUUUUGACCUACAAGGAGUUUUCCCUCAUUCCUGUCCUGGGACUGAGUCCUGAACUUUGGGGAACGCCUCAGUUGGGAAUCAUCAUUUAUAUUUUGAGGAAAAUUAUUUGGUGAAUUAAAACCUUUACAGUUCAGAUUUCAUUUCCAACUCAGGUUAAAUGUUUCCAGAGAGAAAUUUUUUGUUUAUGUCAAACUAAAACCACAUGUACAACAAAUACCUCUAUUAAAUAGUUUAAAAUGUAAA
Messenger RNA from Delphinapterus leucas (beluga whale), 9556 nucleotides. Lineage: Eukaryota; Metazoa; Chordata; Mammalia; Artiodactyla; Monodontidae. The record is from RefSeq and is a predicted model, not a curated record.